ACAGAUACACAAACACUCACAGAGAGAGCGCGAGUGAGAGAGCGAGAGAGAGCCCCUGCCCUCGUCUCGAACGCAGCAAAAGCAGCUUGGGGGGUUGAUUGAUUGUUUAUGGGGGGAAUCAUUAUUAUUAUCUGGAAUCAUCCACACAUACACAUGCAUCCUGGCCAUAAGUUGGCAGACCAGCCACUUGGGGCCUUUUUCCCUUUUCCCAGCCAGCCUUUCUCCCCUUCCUUCCCUUCCCAGCCCAGGCCAGGGCAGACCAGGCUUGCUUGCUUCUGUCAUAUCAUAUCAUAUCUGUCUCGUUCUCCGUUCUCGAGUCUGCAUCCCCUUCUGCCGUGCCCCAAUCCUUGUCUUCUUCCUUUAGCUGCAAAAAGUAGUACAUUCCUGCUUUUUGGGUUCUUUACCAACGGGAGGUGGGGAGGUGCUUGAAGUGGGAAUUUGGAACGAGAGAGAGAGAGAGAGAGAGAGAGAGAGAGAGGAAGGAGGAGGGUGUUGAAGGGUGGAACCUCUGGUGGUCAUUGUGUGCUUUACGGUGAAUCCAGAUUAUAGUGAUCUGUGUUAUUUUGAGGAGCUUCUGGGUCGCAGAUCUGGGGUUGGAGAUUUGGGGAGUGUUUAAGAGGGUUGGGAUUUCGUGGGUUUGUUUGUUGCUGUAGGGGGUUUGACUGGGCUCGGUGCUCGCCGUGGCAUCGUGUGGUGCGGUGUCGGUAAUUGGGUUUGGAGAAGGAGAAUGAGAAGCAGUGGAGGGACAAGAGUGUGGGUGGAGUGGUGGAUUGCGAUUAGGUGUAAAGACGGCGAGUGUUAGGAUCGAGGCUUCUUUCUUGGUUAUGGGCGGCAGUUUGGAAGGGUGGUUUUGGGUGUUUAUGAAACGCGUGAGGAGAAGUGGCAGCAGCGGGCGCGGCGGCGACGACGAGAUUUUGUAACGGAGUGAGAGGAGGUGACCUGUCGUUUCUAUUUUAGAGAUUACGAUUUUGGAUCCGGUUGCCAUUUCAGUUAUAAGUUGGGUUACGAGGAAUGGUAUCCUGUGAGUUACCGGUUGAAAUAGUGUCAUGGUGUUGUAGGGCUUCUACGCUUGCGUCACAUUCUUCGAUGAGUCGAUCGGUUUCAUGUGGGUGUUUAGAAGAGAGUAAUGUCCUCAGAAACCGGAUUGAAUUUCCCGGACGUGACUAAGAUCUGGAAUUCGUAUGCAAGUUGGAAGGAUUAGGAGGACGAGAGAUUUUAAAGACUGUUACUAUUUGUUUAUUGGUAUGUAUUAGUGGCAAGGUACUACCUGAUCGUAGUAGAUUCGAACGAGGGCUACACGAUGACGGCUUCAACUAUGACAGAGUGCAUCGGAAAGUGGAGGCCAUAGUUAUGGAUGCAUUAAGGUGUUUCUCUACGCAUGUAUCUCCUCGAGUUUGUCGAACGACCAUAGGUUGUCGACAUUGGAGACAACAACUUUCUUUCCCAUUGGCUUUUCAAAUACUUUGUAACGGCUGCCGAGUGAAUCCAGACUAAGUGCAAGCCACUGUGAGGAGCAUUGGGCAUUGAAUCUAUGGGAGGUUGGCCGUCCCCUGAAGCAGAAUCCUUCGUUAACCUGCCUUAGGGUCUGUGCGUCUGGGUGGGCUUCUUCUUGCUUCUCGAAUCCACUGGCCAGUUGGGGGGAUUGACGCCCUUAUAAACUCAUUAAAAUCGUUUUGUGCUUUUAAUGGGCUUAAAUCGAAGAUGUGGGAAAACCGGGAAUGGAGAUUUUGCCCGAUCAAUCGAAGUUAGCGCUGUCUUCAUGCUCCAAUCGUCAAUUGCUGUAGGCUUGCUAAACUGUCAAGUUGGGGUGGCGCGAAAGCUGGGCGCUCCAUCGUUGACAUGUGAAUGUAUAGCUGCAUUUUCCUCAAUAUGAAGUUUUUGUUGACAUUUUAUCAAGUCCUGUGAAGAAGUAUGGGAGAGGAUUUUGUGUCGGACGAUGAGUUUCACGAAACUUUCGAAGACAUCACUUCCUCGUCAAGCUCUGACAGUGCGGACGAAGGAAAUGGUCGAUGCGUAAGAAUGCGUGCUGCUGGAGUCGCUCCUGCUGUUGGCAUUGAUCGUCCCUCUAUCUGGACGUCUUCCGCUUUCAAAUCCAAAUUCUCUGUUUGGAAGGAUGUCCCUGGUACUAUCAAUGAACGCAGGGAGCGGUUCUUCAAGCAGAUGGGUUUAAAGGGCUUCAGAGACGACUCUACAGAUGCGCAUGAUGCUACUCUUGUGGGGGGAUUCGAUUCAAGCGAGGUGGGGUUAAAAACCUCCCGCACAUUGCGUGAAAAAGUCGCCACAGGAAUCCGUGCUGAUGAAUACGUUCUGGGUUUUCGGUUACGUGAUCCUUGGAUUCUGAAGCUUCGCUCGACAAAUGGGUUCACGGUGAAGCUAAUUUGUGAAAAGUGUGGGAGUAAGCGGAAGGGCGUAUUGACACAAGGCAAUGCACAUUUGGAGAGUUUUCGACCCGAGGAUUCAGGAAUACAUGCAGAACGAGCUUUAAGCUCAUUGUCUACGGAGAAUGGUUUCAAAACUGAUUCGGGCAUUGGUCACAAAGGCCCACAAGCUAAUCAUGAAAAAAAAGUUGCAGACACAUAUAGUAUUGCACGGGAAGGAGAUAGUGAACCAGACUCCAACCCUUCAGGUCCCAGGUUCUCCAUAUCUCCAGGUCAGAAAACAUGUGAUUGCGCCGAUUCUGUAACUAUUGAUGGAAUCCACCAUUUGGAUGAAAAUCGUGGAAACGGAUCCGAGUUUAUUUCUAAACUAGGCAACAUUCAUGAAACACUCAACAGCAACAGUUCUUCACCGUUAGAAAGUGCGCCUCGUGUAGAAUCGAUUUUCCAACAUGUAGCGUCCAGUUCCCAAGACAAACUUUUUCAGUUCCUCGAUACGGAUGGUGAAUACGAGAUUGGCAGCCCCGAUAGCCAAAAUCCAGUUGAGAAUUUAAUGGAGGAGCGUUUCAAAAUUCGGGACUUGGAUAGCGGAAAGCAAUUUCUAAUGAAAAAGUUCAAUAGAGAUGGGUCAUUGAAUAUGCUUCGAGAGAUUGGCACUGGCAAGGACUUGACGUUUGCUGAGUUCGAGAAGGCUCUGGGCCUGAUAUCCCCAGUCACACAAGAGAUGAAAAGGCGCCAACGAGUUUCUGAUGGUCAGAUCAGGUCAAAGAAUCCUGAAUCAAAGACAGACAACAAAGCUCCAGCUGUCACGAAAAGGAAGAGCUGGUUGAGAAAGCUGAAGGGUUCGAUGAAGAGAAAUUCGAAGGGCGGACUGGUCAAAUCUACAAGUGCACGAAGUGUUGCAGUUUCUGAUAGUGUUGAUGACACAGAUGCAUCUUCAGUGGCAGGCAGUCUUUCCGGCGAUGCAUCACCAAAACGGGACAGCUCGUUUGCAGGUCUGGAUAGGGGCGAGUUCACUAAACGUGGCUCACUCUCUGGGCUGCCUGUAGAUGACAUCGACGACUCUAUUCGGAGAAAACCGCUGAAGGUGAAAGUAAGACUGCGUCAGAAAAGUUCGAGAGACCUUUCUGAUCUUCAUUUGACCCAAGAGAUUCUAGCCCAUCAAGGUGCAAUAUGGACGAUGAAAUUUAGUCCUGACGGGCGCUAUCUUGCCAGCGCAGGCCAAGAUCGGGUUAUCCAUGUAUGGGAAGUUGUUGAUAGUCCAAUGAUGGCCGAGUCAGAUCUUUGGGGCGGCUUUGGAAAGAGUGACAGAGAGCUUGGGCGGAUGGAAGAUAGCCUCAAAAGCGCCAAGGCAGGGCAAGAUAGAAAUACGACCAAAAACGACAAUGAAGGAAGCACUAAGUGUGGAAAAGGGACUUCUCGAAAACAGAAAUCUACCAAUCUUAGCAAGGGCCCAGUUCCUAAGCUCUUCUGGCUCUCUGAGAAACCCAUGUGCUCUUUCAAGGGUCACACAGAGGAUAUACUAGACUUGUCAUGGUCUCAAAGUCAGUUUCUAUUGUCUUCAUCAAUGGACAAAACAGUACGUCUGUGGCAUAUUUCAUACGACGAAUGUUUACGGAUUUUUCCUCACAAUGACUACGUUACUUGUGCGCAAUUUAAUCCUCUUGAUGAUCGCUACUUUCUUAGCGGGUCGCUUGAUGACAAAGUGCGGAUUUGGAGCAUUCCCGAUCAUCAUGUAGUUGACUGGAGUGAUCUUCAAGAAAUGGUCACAGCUGUAUGUUACACUGCAGAUGGCAAGAGAGCGAUUGUUGGUUCUUACAAAGGGACCUGCCGUUUCUACAACGCCACAGGGAAUAAGUUGCAGUUGGAAGCUCAUAUAGAUGUACGCGAAGAAAGUAAAAAGGCACGGGGCAAGAAGAUCACUGGGCUACAUUGUAUGCCUGGGGAUCCUAAAAAAGUUCUUGUGACUUCAAAUGACUCUCGCGUCCGUGUGUAUGAUGGCUUGAAUUUGGUUGCUAAGUACAAAGGCUUGCGUAAUGUGAAAAGUCAAAUCUCAUCAUCCUUUUCACCAUCUGGAGAUUUCAUCGUCAGUGCGAGCGAGGACUCACGGGUUCUUGUAUGGAGUUCUUUUAACAAAGACACUUCAAACAAAACAUCUCUCUAUCGAAGGGACAAGCAACUAUCGUGUGAGGAGUUCACAGCACGCCAUGUAUCAGUAGCAAUUACUUGGCCAGAUUCUUCAGCUCGCUCAGCGUCUGAACCUCUCGGUCGAUCAGAUAGGUUUGGCAGUGUACAGGUUGCAAGUGAGUCCGAAUCGUCUCCGCCAAAGGAAGAGUCUUCGAUGGUUGCAGUGAAGUGCACAGAGGAUAACUCGAAAUGUCCAUCGUACUGUUUAGGACGAUCCCCUCUGGGAAUUUUUGGAUCUGGAAGAAAAAAUAGUGUCGCCGUGGCUGACGAACUCACCUCUACAAAGCAGGUUGAGUGUGAAAAUCUCGGAAAGCACGGUCAUCAGCUUGAUGCAUCCCCAGUAGAUAUUAGCGCUAAGGUGCCAGUACAAUCACUUUCAUUAGAAAACUCUCCUCCUCACCUGCAGCGGCGUCCAAGCUUCUUUCCCGAGGGCGGACUCAGAGGAACUGCCACUUGGCCUGAAGAAAAGCUUGAUUCCUUACGAAUGACUAGGCCCAACAUGACGCAGGCAGCCUCCAUCACUAGCAACAUAAGUACAGCCGAGGCCACCCCAACUCGGGACUUGGCUCCUGUUUCCGCUGCUUGGGGGCUAGUCAUCGUUACAGCAGGUUUGGGAGGUGAAAUAACAGCAUUUCAAAAUUAUGGCUUUCCUGUCCGACUUUGAAUGAAAUUGCGCUUGAUUCAGCGCUGGAACCCAUUUACUUUUGGCACAAUCUUGAUGAUGAAUUAGCUCUA
Physcomitrium patens is the source of this 5297-nucleotide messenger RNA. The record is from RefSeq and is a predicted model, not a curated record. Lineage: Eukaryota; Viridiplantae; Streptophyta; Bryopsida; Funariales; Funariaceae.